UUAAUGUAACAAAUUCGCAUUUGGAAGGAAAUGAAAUCACGGGAAUACCACAAAAGCUACUCGCUUUGUGGCUUUACUUGGAUUAUUGUACUAUUAUAUUUCCCAUAUUUGACAUUAAGUACUGCAAACGAUUUUGAUUAUCGUAUGCAAAGAGUUAAAAAAGUUUUAACUGAAGUGCCUUUAAUAGACGGACAUAACGAUUUACCUUGGAACAUCAGAAAAUUUGUAAAAAAUCAACUAAGAGAUUUUCGUUUUGGUGCUGAUUUACGUGAAAUAUCUCCUUGGUCAUCAAGUGCAUGGAGUCAUACCGAUUUAAGACGAUUAAAAGAAGGGAUGGUUUCAGCACAGUUUUGGUCAGCUUAUGCGCCAUGUUCAUCACAGCAUUUAGAUGCAGUUCAAUUAACUUUAGAACAAAUAGAUUUAAUUCGCCGUUUAGUGAGUCAAUAUCCAAAACAUAUGUCACUGGUGACAAGUGCAUCAGGAAUAGAAGAAACGCACAAAGAAGGAAAAAUUGCCAGCCUAAUUGGUGUAGAAGGUGGACAUGCUAUAGGGACAAGUUUAAGUGUAUUAAGAAUGUUUUAUCAAUUAGGUGCUCGAUAUUUAACAUUAACUCAUACGUGCAAUACACCUUGGGCAGACUGUUGCAAAGUAGAUGAACCUGGAAAAGUUCCUCAUAUUGGGGGACUAUCGCACUUUGGCACACUAGUUGUAUCAGAAAUGAAUCGUUUAGGAAUGAUUGUCGAUUUAUCACAUGUAUCGGUUCCAACAAUGCUUGAUGCUAUAGCAUCAUCGAAAGCGCCCGUUAUAUUUUCACAUUCUUCAGCACAUGCGAUAUGCAACAGUUCAAGGAAUGUACCAGAUCAUGUACUAAAAAAAAUCGCUAUAAAUGGAGGUUUAGUUAUGGUAGCAUUUUAUCCACAUUUCGUAAGCUGCUCUGAAAAUGCCAAUUUGGAGGAUGUUAUCGCACACAUCAACCAUAUAAGAGACGUGGCUGGUAUAGAUCAUGUUGGUAUCGGUGCUGGAUACGAUGGUGUUAAUUUAGUGCCAAAAGGCUUAGAAGACGUAUCAAAAUAUCCGCAUUUAUUCGCAACUCUACUUAAAUCGGAGAAAUGGUCAGAAAAAGAUAUAGGAAAAUUAGCUGGGAAAAAUUUAAUACGAGUUUUUAAGGAAGUAGAAACGGUACGCGAUGAAUUAGAAAUAAAAGGCGUUUUACCUAUAGAUCAAUCAAUUCCACCGCAAGAUAUUCUAGGAAGAUCAUAUUGUCGUUAUGCUGGACCAAGAACGUAGUCUUUAAUUAAAUUCAUACAAAAACAAACAAAUUUUUUUUAAUCAUAUGAAUAUCAAAAAUAAAAACAAGAAUACAAAAAACGAUAUAAAUUUAAAAAUUAAAUAAAAUAAAAUUUAUGUAGAUUAUUAUAUAAAAACAAAAAAAAUAUAAAUAACUUAAUUAUAAUAAUUAAAUUUGAGAUAAGAAAUUUGUAAGUUAAAACCAAAAACUAAUUUAAUUAUUACAAAG
This is a messenger RNA of Condylostylus longicornis, 1516 nucleotides long. Its product is annotated as dipeptidase 1. The record is from RefSeq and is a predicted model, not a curated record. The coding region runs from base 31 to 1287 and encodes 418 amino acids. NCBI's taxonomy places the organism in Eukaryota, Metazoa, Arthropoda, Insecta, Diptera, Dolichopodidae. Gene Ontology annotation, molecular function: metallodipeptidase activity. The transcript has 11 exons. Gene Ontology annotation, biological process: proteolysis.